Molecule: messenger RNA, 1680 nt
Organism: Symbiodinium natans
Lineage: Eukaryota; Dinophyceae; Suessiales; Symbiodiniaceae
Source: the annotation of a GenBank genome assembly
AUGCCGUCUCUGACUGUCCAGGGCACGGACGAAGGCUCCGUGAGGUUGGGCUUUCACCUGGCGCGGAGCAGGGCGUGCUCCAAGAACUUGAAGACCUGCUUGGAGGUUCGCGCCCGGGAUCACGAAGAACUCCUCCUCGGGCCCGAUGAGGACGAUGGCGACGUCAGCUUAAACCUGCCGCACCUAAUGGAGCGGGAUGACGACGUGGCCGACCACCCCCACAAAAUGCGGCUUGAGAACAAGCUGCGCCAGAGUGAGAUGGAGUUCCUGAAGCUGGUCAAGGAGUGGCACGAGGUGAAGUCUGAGGCAGGGCCACCCUGCGUGAUCGUCGAAUAUCCCAUGGGCCAGGGCGACACCGACUGGCACGACUGGCAACAGGAUGUGCAAGUACGGGAGGAAUCCGAAUGGAGGUAUGUGCACAAGUUGGUGGAGGGAGUUCCGAGCACGGCGUACGAGGAGUUCAAGAACCUGAUCGUCGUGGCUGUGAGGGAAGAUGGACCCGCCCAGCGCUGCGGCGUCCGAGACGGCUUCAGGCUGAUGAGCAUCGGCAUGCGCAUGGCCGGGUGGGUAUGGCCGCAUCCGAAUUCGGAUGAUUGGACCCGGUCCAUACGCCGGAUCCAGACGGUAGCCUUCGAGCCUUGCGCCCCUUCGCCGUCCCCGGGGCUCCUACCGACGCUGACGGCAGCCGCCGGCGGCGAGAAGCGCGGGAAGGAGGACUUUGCGGCCUUUGCCGAAACACUCCGCCGCUUCGGCGAUGGCAAGGAGCACCCCAACCAAGAGCGCAUCAUGUGGGAGGGGGUCACGGCCAUGAUCUGUCGCACCAGCGACCGCGCAACCCGCGAGCAGGUGCACUUGGCCCUGCAGCUGGCUGGCCACCUGCCCCCUCUCGCCGAGGGUGCUGCGGACAGCCAGACUCCCUGGAUCCCAGUGUACUUCAGCUCCAGUUUCAUUGCCCCGCCUGCUGCGUGGCGGCCAGAAGAUCUCCACCUUCCAGUUCCUGCCCAGCGCGGCUCGGUGUUUCUCCUGGGCCCAUCGCAUUUUCUUCCCCGCCACCUAGAGGAGGCGAAGAUGGAGUAUGAGGUCCUGGGCCCCCAUCUCCGCAAGCUGCAGGGAGUUGAUUGCAUGGCUUUGGAGGCCCUUCCGGUAUUCCACCGGUCGACGCUGGACCUCUUGCAGGAGGCCUGCAGCGCUUACAGUCACACUGUGCUCAUGGUUCCCAACUGGUACUUCGGGAACCGCUACGUGGAUUCUUUGACGCCGGGCGACCUUUUCCUUGACUUGCCCCCAAGCGCCUACAACGUCAUCAGGGAGAAGGUGAACAAGGAAGACAACGAGGUGAUGGUGAGUCACGGCCUCUCCUGCUUGGCACACCUCACCUCACGAUUCCAAAACUUGAAGUUCCUCUUCUGGUGCAUUGCGCGGCGGACGCUGAUUCCGAAUCGCACCUCGAGCGUUCCCCUGGAAGGUCAGUAUCUCCAAGUUGCGUCGCGCUUCCGCAAUAACACGCUGGAUGUCCUGCAGUACAGCGACCCCGCCACCUUCACGAGGCGCCACAUGAAAGACAACAACGGCCAUCCCAAGCGUCAAGGCUAUGACUUGAUCUUUCGACUUAUUGAUGGCAUGAUGCGCAAAAAGGGUCUGCUCAUCAGGGUUUAUCAGGGUUUAGGGUUUAGGGUUUAG